CCAUGUAAACAAUGUUUUGGAAUAAGUGAAGGACUUUGAAUUCUUUCCAGAUGCAUUGCUGAAUGAGAGGUGUGUUUGUUCCAGCUGGUAAACGUCUGCUUGUUUGAGUCCACGACUCACAAGUACACACGGUGAGACUGCACCUGUCAUUUCAGAACCGCACAGUGGCCACGCCCAGUCACGGCGUGUGGGACAUGAGGGGCAAGCAGUUCCACACUGGCGUAGAAAUCAAGAUGUGGGCCAUCGCCUGCUUCGCCACGCAGCGCCAGUGUCGGGAAGACAUUCUCAAGGCCUUCACGGACCAGCUCCGCAAGAUCUCCAAGGACGCCGGCAUGCCCAUCCAGGGCCAGCCGUGCUUCUGCAAGUACGCCCAGGGAGCGGACAGCGUCGAGCCCAUGUUUAGACACUUGAAGAACACCUACGCCGGAUUACAGCUCAUCAUUGUCAUUCUGCCUGGCAAAACCCCCGUCUAUGCCGAGGUGAAGCGCGUGGGGGACACCCUGCUGGGGAUGGCCACGCAGUGCGUCCAGGUGAAGAACGUGGUGAAGACGUCCCCUCAGACCCUCUCCAACCUCUGCCUCAAGAUCAACGUCAAGCUGGGGGGCAUCAACAACAUCCUGGUGCCGCACCAAAGGCCGUCAGUGUUUCAGCAGCCGGUCAUCUUCUUGGGAGCUGAUGUGACACAUCCGCCUGCCGGAGAUGGCAAGAAGCCCUCGAUUGCAGCAGUAGUGGGCAGCAUGGACGCCCACCCCAGCCGCUACUGUGCCACCGUGCGGGUGCAGAGGCCCAGGCAGGAGGUGAUCCAAGAUCUGGCUUCCAUGGUGCGCGAGCUGCUCAUCCAGUUCUACAAGUCCACACGUUACAAGCCCACCCGCAUCAUCUUCUACAGGGAUGGAGUGUCUGAAGGCCAGUUCAGACAGGUGCUGUAUUACGAGCUGCUGGCCAUCCGCGAGGCCUGCAUCAGCCUGGAGAAGGAGUACCAGCCAGGCAUCACCUACAUCGUGGUGCAAAAACGCCACCACACCCGCCUCUUCUGCGCCGACCGCAACGAGCGAGUUGGACGCAGCGGAAACAUUCCUGCUGGUACAACCGUGGACACAGACAUCACGCAUCCUUAUGAAUUUGACUUUUACCUCUGCAGUCACGCUGGAAUACAGGGCACCAGCCGACCCUCCCACUACCACGUGCUGUGGGACGACAACUGUUUCACAGCCGACGAGUUCCAGCUGCUCACCUACCAGUUGUGCCACACCUACGUGCGCUGUACCCGUUCAGUGUCCAUCCCCGCGCCCGCAUACUACGCCCACCUGGUGGCCUUCCGCGCCCGCUACCAUCUGGUCGACAAAGAGCACGACAGCGCCGAGGGCAGCCACGUGUCAGGUCAGAGUAACGGUCGAGACCCGCAGGCCCUGGCCAAGGCGGUCCAAAUCCACCACGACACCCUACGGACCAUGUACUUCGCCUGAGCUGCAGCCCAUCACCAUUUCCAUCGUCCGCACAUGAACACCCAACACACACACACACACACACACACACACACACACACACAGCCAUGCACGGAUGGCUUGCCAGUCAGAAAGCCCUCUCUCUCACACACACUCACACUCACACUCGCCUAGUUCCGGACCGACACUGUGCAGAGGGAAGCAGGGAAAAGGAGGAGGCGGCACCCCACACUGGAUCGAGGAGGCAAAAAUGCUGCUUUUAACCAGGAACAACGAGACAAAACAAAACUCAGCACUAAUAUGCAAUAGAAACCAGCCAACGUUUUUUUUUUUUCCCCUUUGAGUUGACUUCUCUUUUACGCUGUAGUCCCUCAUCCCCUGUUUACAUUCUGCCCAACUGCUCCCAGGCACCUCAAAACCAUUCAGAAGCAGCAGCACUUUUACUCGGUUUUUUCCUCUCUUUUUUUGUCUGUGUGUGCGUGCGUGUGCGCGCGUGUGUUUUGAAGCAAUCGAGGGAGCAGCCGGGAAGGCUGUGGAAUUCUGAUUUGAUUAUUUUCCCCCUUCCCUCCCGCUCAUGAAAUGAGCAGUUCUUUGAGCACACUGCCACCAGCUGGCGAGCAGGUGCAACGUCAUCCCGCUGAGAUGCCUCACUGCAUUCUCCUCUUCUGCUGUGGGCCAAAAAAAACUAAAUCAAACUGACCUGUAAAAAUCGAGAGGAUUUUUUUUUCCCCUGUGUAUGAAAUACAUAAUGUGUGCUUUAAAAUUUAUUGCUGGCACCAUUGACUUUUUUAAAUUGUUAUUUUUUUGCAUUGUACUCUUGUUUCUCCUGUUCCAUUGGGGUUAAAAUUGACCUUUUUUUUAAUUUAUUUUUUUUUAAUUAUACACACAUUUUAGGUUAACUUCUUCUACAGGCCAUAUUUUUGUUUUUUAAAGAAUUGACAAAUUUGCUUUUUGUUGCGUUUUUUUUAAAUAAUCAGUCUCGGGGUGUUUUUUUUUUUUUUUUAAUAUGUCAGUAUACACAUAUUAUAGGACACCUUCCACUAGCCGUAGUUUCUUUGUUUUGUCCAUCUCCAAAAAUGACUUCCAGACUUAUUUUUUUUUUCCAUAAAAUUUACAUUUAUUUGUGCAAUUAAUCAUGCAGUUGGUGCAAUUGAUCCGUAACAAAACUCAGCAGGAGCCAGGAGGGUUCAAUUUUAAAGUGGGUCAAUCUGACCGCCAUCAUAAUGAGGAAUUAAACUUUACAAUGGCUGAAUUUGGCCUGCAACGUAACGGGAGAACUGAAUUUGACAUAAUUUGUCCAUUUAAUCCACAACGUAGAAGGAGGGUUAAAUUUGACCCACAGCAAAACUGGAGAUGCUCUCACGAGUUUUCCUUAUCUACAUACAUCUACCAUGGCCAUACCUGGAUUUUAAAAUCGGAUUUAAAGUAUAACACUUGUCUUUUUAUAACCUUGUUGUCUUUUUAUAACCUGAUAUCACCCCCCCCCUUUUUUUUUUUUUUCAUCAUGUGAAGCUUUGGCCUUUACUUUGACCUUGUUGCAUCCAUUUUGUUUCUCUGGUAGUGCUUUAUGUGUGGAAGGGAAGAGGAAAAUAAUCGGCACGUUUGGCAAGACGGUUGCAGACUGUUAAGCACCUUGGACAUUUUUGUUGUUGUUUGUUUUGUUCCUGUUUUCGGUGUGUAAAGUGCAGUUCUGACAACAUUUCAUAAGCUUACUUGAAGGAUUUAUACGUGCGCGUCAUUUUGGAUUUCCCGAUGAACGAGUUGUUUUGGACCUGAUUGCAGCAACGUGGCGUUCAAAGGCCAUUAAAGAGAGGCCGGGAGUAUUUUAAGUGCCUGGUAAAGGGUGAAGCGGGUCAUGCCGGACGGGCCAAGUGACUGAACCGACAAAACGUUUCACCCGAUGCCUCGUGGUCUUCUCAACUCAUUGACUUUUCUACACGACUCGAUCAGAAAAUCAUUGUGAUUGUGUGUGUGGUGUGUAGUUGCUCAUGUUUUUGCCCGUCGCGCAGUGUUAGCUGGUGCAUUUGCUUGGACACCGCAGUCUGAUCGUCUUAUUAUACAUACUGGUCAAGGUUUCGAGUUGCUCGACAAGUUACGACUGGCUUUGGAACAAAAACAAAUAACCGCGCAGUCAAAUGGAGACCACCUUUUUUGCGGUUUAUCCUAUCAAAUACAUAUCUGUCGAGACUCCUUUUGCGCUGCUGAUGGUCUGAAGCUUUUUUUUUUGUGGGGGUGGGACUACGGGCGGGCGGGUUAUGUUUCCCCCGACAAAGUUAACUGCACUAAAAGACGCGUGUGUCGUUCAGCUUUGUGAACACGGCCAUGGUGCUAAAACCGAUGGAGAAUCUGAGGCUGUACUGAAACAUAAGACAAAUUGGACAGGUGAAGAAAAUCCAAAACGAUAUCGCGCGUUCCCCCCAGUUAGGGCGGAAACCUGCCCCACGACCAUGUUGGGUGUCAGACAGGCACCACCUCACCACUAAUUGGGGGUGGACAUUAGCCAAACGGGUGUUGCACUAGCCCAGUGGUCUGAAGGAAGACCAUGGAUAGAUUGAUGCCUUGCUGCUUGUGGUAAAGCCUCCUCCGAGUAGGGCUGGGCUAACAUGGGUGCGGGAGUCUAGUUCUGGGUGUUGUGGGAUGACCUCGCUGGUCCCCGGCGAUUGCGGGGAAGCCUCGGAGACUUGGGUGCUUGUGGGAUUUGCCCCGCUUUCUCCGGUUAGUCCUUUAGUGGCCCCAAUACCCUGGCGGGGAAUUCCAAGGCUCCCCACUAAUCCCCUUGGAUCUGAGGACUAUAGCAGGGGUGUCAAACUCAUUUUUUGUCGCGGGCCACUUUGGGCAUCCACAACAAACGAAGGGAUUACUCGUUUGGGAACCCUGAAAUCAACUUGGUUCAAUUCUUGUUCAAGGGAGUGUAAAAAGGGUCACAGAAUGAUUGCAAAAUCUCACCAUUCUUGAUUCCACGUGACAAUUUGACAUUUCGGUCCAGAUUUGAGCGGAGAUCAUGCACGUUGACUCGCAUGAUUUGCUUUUGCGGGCCACAUAAAAUGAUGUGGUGGGCCGGAUCUGGCCCCCGGUCCUUGACUUUGACACCCGUGGACUACAGUGACAGUCCCCUCUCCCGGAGUGGUUGUGGGUUGUGGGUCAGUCCCGACUUCCUUGGUAAGCCUGGGAAGUUCUCUUUUUUGGUGUCGGGAUGAAUCCCACUUCCCUGAGGAUUGUGGCUUUCCCCCACUAUCCCUCCCUCACCCGGGGCGCCCACAGGGAUUCUGGGAUUUGGGACGCUUCCCGAAUCUCAGCCAUCCAGUCAAGCCCUACUGGGUGUGGGAUGGCCCCCGACUACACUGGUGCAUGUGGAGGGCAAUCUUGAAAAAAGCCGUUGAUGGACAGUUGCGUUGGACUACCUUCAAAGGCGUUUCCCUCAGGUGUGGAAACUUGCCGAGGACUGAGCCACUGUCUUGGAAAGCCUUAAAAAAAAAAAAAAUCAAAAGUAUAUUUGUUCAUUGGAAAGAUGAAAUGCACACCAAUUAUUUUUGGUAACAGAGUAAAAAAGAUGUAGUCUAAAUAUUCUUAGCAACAAAUAUAUCGUAUGUAAUGGUAAAAAAAACAAAAACAUUCUGAUAGUUAUUGCAAUAGCCUUUUGACGUGCGUCCCUGUAAAUCGUGUAGUGCGCCUAGCACGAAAGGCGUCGACCGUGACUGUCAUACUGUUAGCGAUCUGGCGGCGGCCGUCGAACCGCCCACUGGACAUUGGAUGCCCAUUUUGUCCAAAUGAAUUCAAAGAGUGAAAAAAUAGAUUAGAACGCUCCUGAAUGUGCUUUUUCUUUUUCUUUCCUCCCUCCACCCUGGUGCUGACGAUUCCAUUUGGAAGGAGUGUUGGGAAAACUUAAGCGGGUCUUUUUUUUUUUUGUAACGCUUUUGCAAUCUGGCAGAUGCAGCAGUCCGUGGCGGAAUAUCCGGCUGAGGUUUUCUUCAGCGGCAAAACUCUGGGUGGGCCCCGCGACAAUCACCCUCAAUCUUCUUGCUUUUGACGCCAACACUCGGUGGAUGUGGGACAGUCACCCUUGCGUUAGUGGUGACAAAAUAGCCUCCACCCCUCUUAACGAGUGUCAAGCAGGUACUCUGGUGGGUGUGGCUGGCUCCUCAUUCCUCCGGUGGGUAUCUCCCCCCCCCCCUCCCCCCCAACCUGUUGAAUCCGAAGCGGUGCAGAAAGUUUGAGGGUUUGCCCUACUAGCCCUGCGUGGCAAGUGAUCCAUUUUAAAGGACUGUUGGAAAAUGUAAAAAGUUAUCCCCCCCCCCCCCCACCCUGCAGUUCAAUCUCCACCCUGACCCCAGAGAACUCGUUUCUUUGCCAUGAAGGUCUUACACACGCAAACACACCCAAAAAAGAUGAGGUGUUUGUGAUUGGCAUUCAAGGAUGUCCGAUUCUUUGUGAGAAGAUGGAAGAUGCUGAGUGGCGCCCCAACAUGCUUUUCCAAGGCCUCGCCAUGAGCUGCAAAAGCAUCGCUUGCCUGUGAAUGAGCUGACAUAAAAAAGAAGCCUCGCCAGUUGGGGAAAAACCUCUUGUCUCCCUUUAAAGUGGAAGCUGUUCUUCCACAGCAAGUAAGGGUCCACCCAGGAAGUGCCUUUCCUCUCGACUACCCGGCCCCGCCUUCUUUCUUCUUCUCCAUCGAUGCUAGUGUCUCAGAGCUCGGAUUUGGUCCUUGUUAGAACCCGCUAAUGUCGACCACAGCACUUCAGAGAGCGCCAUUUCAACUCUUGAAGUUCAGCCCCUCGCAUCUCAACAUGGGGGGGGGCUUUCAUCCAUGGCGUGGACAAUGGUGGGUGUCAUCUUUCAUUCAUCUUGAAGGGCAUUAAGAAAAGCGAGACCAGCAUCAGUAUUGAACGGUUCUUGGAGACAGAGCACUCGCUCAAGCUAAUGCGAGUGCAAUGUCGGGGAGGGGAGGGAGCGAGCCAGUAGGGUGUCAAUUGAAAGGAUCUUCAAUCCAGGUGGGAUUGGGUGGAGGGAGGGGUGGGGGGGGGGGGACUUUUGUGUUUUUACGGUUCUCAGAAACACUGCACCUCACUUACCUUGGUAUGCUGCAUCAUGUUGGAGGUUGACACAAGAGAAGAACUGCAAACUGCUCAUGAUAUACAUGCUUGAGUUAUGCCUGACAUUCUUAACUAUUUUAGAGUCCAAAUACAUAACUGUAAAAAAAAUGUCUCAACUGUUUGUUUUUUUUUUUGCUUUUGAGCCGACUUCUUCUUUUUGUCCUAUUUAAAUGUGUUUAUGAAAUAUAUACAUACAUACACGUAAGAAGCCUAUAUAUGUGGAGUAUUUUAUGGCGUAUUUAUUGCUUUUUUUGUGUGUGGAAGGUGUUUAGAGCCUUAUUUUCGUACGCGCAAGCACAAUAUAUGCGAACGGGCUGAUUUUUUUUUUUUUCCUCCUUUCUUAAUCUAAACGCAACUUCCUCCUUAUUUAGCCUUCAAACGCCAAUCGGAGACGAGGCUUUGGGCUACAUCUGCCAUGUCAAUUCCAUUGGCUGGAUUACACUACUUCGAAAAAGGUGCUGGGGUUUGGGGCUUUUGGCUGAAAUCUCAAGAGAACCAGAAAUGUGCUUGUGGACGUAAAAAAAACAAAGAGCAUGCAGUGCAUUCAGAAGUUUAGACAAGGUCCAAUUAAUACAUUGACCAAUGAAGCUCAGUGGGCCUUUUCGGUUCAUCCUGAAAUUUCACCCAAUCGGCCCUUUUGGUGACGAGCGGAUCAACGAAAGCUCUUGUCUCGAGUUCAUGUGCCACAGGAGGGCGGGCGAGAGAGAGAAAAAAAAAAGAGCCUUAAUUGUGUCCUAAGCCUGCGUACUUGAAACCGAUUGUACGUUUUGUCUCUUCUCGUUCCAAAACCACUAAAAUCGCUACGCUCAAGUCUCUCUGUUCGGGACGGUCCGAGUUUUUCUCAGCGUGCUUCCUGUCCUGUCUGGUUACGCGAGUGUCGACUAUAUCGCGACGACAAAAUCCGAUCCAAUCCCGAUCAGAAGGCUAGUUAGCGAGACCUGUGCCUGAAUCGUUUCUUCUUUUCGACACUCGGGUAAACAAGAUUGUACUCACCCCCCCCACGCCCCGAAAGCAAACAAAAAAAACCCUGUAACCUCCCUUUCUUACUUACAAUCCCGUUAAAUGUUCUUUCACCCCCGUCAGCAUUCCAGUACUGAGGUUGAACCAAAUAUUGCGAAAGAGAUUAGACGUUUUGAUUGCUCGUCCGUGGCCAAGGAAACAUUUCAUUUAAUAACUUUUUUGGGGGGGGGGUCUCAACGUGGCAAAUCUUUGUGUCAGUCACACCUGCGCGACGCUGCCUACGGGAUUUGCAUUUGUCGCAAUUGUACCGACUGCUUGAAUUUGUUUCUCUUUGUAACUUCUUCCUUUACGUUGUUGGCCUUUUUUAAGUGUUGCUUUGCUUCUGUUUGAAGUGUAUGUUUGACUAAUACUUGCAAUAAAAUGCUUUGCUUUAC
Hippocampus comes (tiger tail seahorse) is the source of this 7926-nucleotide messenger RNA. RefSeq names its product protein argonaute-3-like. NCBI's taxonomy places the organism in Eukaryota, Metazoa, Chordata, Actinopteri, Syngnathiformes, Syngnathidae. The record is from RefSeq and is a predicted model, not a curated record. The coding region runs from base 195 to 1466 and encodes 423 amino acids. The transcript is spliced from 9 exons. Gene Ontology annotation, molecular function: nucleic acid binding.